Messenger RNA from Raphanus sativus (radish), 3375 nucleotides. RefSeq names its product pentatricopeptide repeat-containing protein At5g57250, mitochondrial. The record is from RefSeq and is a predicted model, not a curated record. Bases 63 to 2840 code for a protein of 925 amino acids. Lineage: Eukaryota; Viridiplantae; Streptophyta; Magnoliopsida; Brassicales; Brassicaceae. Gene Ontology annotation, molecular function: protein binding. The transcript is spliced from 2 exons.
UCUUCUCUGAAAUGGUGAAUUAGAUAAAACAGAGAAAAGGAGAAAUCCUUUUUUUUCCCCAAAUGAAUCCUUCAGGAGGACGCUUCUCACUCCAAUCCCUCCUCAAAAGCGGCUUCUCUCCAACCCUAACCUCUAUCGAAACCUUCCUCCGACACCUCCACCGUCGCCACAAGUUCAACACCAUCCUCCACAUCUACUCCCAGCUCCACUCCAACAACCUCCCGAUCACCCACGCCAUCCACUCCCUCGUCUCAUCCGCACUCCUCAAUCUCAACACACACGAAGACGCCCACCAAUUCAUCUCUCAAUCAUCCCAAUUGUUUCCUUCCUCCCCCUCGACGCUCUCCUCGCUGAUUCACCGAUUCGUCUCCAGAGGAGAGAUGGAGAAAGCGGUGGAGGUUCUGGAGAUGAACGAGAGAGCGAGCAACUUCGUCUCUAGCGCUGUGGUUUCUCGGUUUUGCAAGAUCGGUAAACCGGACCUCGCGUUAGGGUUCUUCGAGACCGCUUUAAAUUCAGGAGCUUUAUCGUCGCCGAGCGUUGUGACUUACACCACGAUCGUCACCGCUCUUUGUCAGUUAGGUAAAGCUGACGAAGUCAGAGACUUGGUUAGUAGACUGGAGCAAGAAGACGAAGGGUUCGAGUUUGAUUGUGUUUUCUUUACCAACUGGAUUCAUAAAGGAGGUGCCUUGACGGACGCACUAAUGGUAGAUAGGAGAAUGGUGGAGAAGGGAAUAGAGCGAGAUGCUGUGAGCUAUACGAUACUGAUAGAUUGGUUUUCGAAGGAAGGGAGCUUCGAAAAGGCGUUUGGGUUGUUAGGGAAGAUGAUUAAAGAGGGGAUGGAACCGAGUUUGAUCACUUUCACUGCUAUUAUGAGAGGACUCUGCAGGAAGGGUAGACUUGAAGAGGCGUUUAAGUUGUUUGAUAGAGUUUUAAGUGUGGGAAUUGAUGUGGAUGAGUUUGUGUUUGUGACUUUGAUCGACGGAGUUUGUAGGAAAGGGGAUUUGAACCGAGCUUUCUCUUUGUUGGAAGAUAUGGAGCAGAGAGGGGUUAGACCGAGCGUCCUUACUUAUAAUACUGUGAUUAAUGGGUUGUGCAGGGCGGGGAGAGUGUCAGAGGCGGAUGAGAUUUCGAAAGGGGUUUUGGGAGAUGUAUUUACUUAUAGUACUUUGUUAGAUAGUUAUAUCAAGGAAGAGAAUGUUGUUGCUGUUUUGGAUGUUAGGCGUAGGUUCGUAGAAGCUAGGAUCCCUAUGGACUUGGUUAUGUGCAACAUUCUCCUCAAAGCGUUUCUGUUCGUUGGUGCGUAUGGAGAAGCUCACGUGCUUUACAGAGCGAUGCCGGAAAUGGAUCUGACUCCCGACGCAGUCACGUAUUCGACGAUGAUUGAAGGCUGCUGCAAAACGGGGGAGAUCGAAGAGGCGCUUGAGGUGUUUGAUGAGUUGAGGAGAAGCUCGGUUUCCUCCUCAGCUGUGUGUUAUAAUCGAAUCGUUGGUGCACUCUGCAAGAAAGGGAUGUUUGAAACCGCCACGGAAGUUCUUACGGAGAUGUGUGAUAAAGGUUUGUGUCUAGACGUCCAUACAUCUCGUACCUUGUUACAUUCUAUUCAUGCCAGCGGAGGCGAGAAAGGAAUACUCGGUUUGGUUUCUAGACUCGAGCAGUUGAGUUCGAACAUAUGUCUUACGAUGUUCAAUGAUGCUAUAUUGCUUUUAUGUGAGAGCGGUUCUUUGGACACUGCGAUUGAAGUUUAUAUGGUUAUGAGGAGGAAGGGUUUAGCUGUUACAUGUCUUUCUACGUUUCUAAAAGCACUGGUUGACAAUCUCAGAGCAUUGGAUGCUUAUUCACUUGUUGUAAACGCUGGUGAAGAUACGCUGCUUUCCAUGGAUGUUAUCGAUUACACAAUCAUCUUGGACGGUCUCUGCAAGGAAGGGUUUCUGAAAAAGGCAUUAGAUCUGUGCACAGUUGCUAAACAGAGAGGCAUCAUUCUCAAUAUCAUCACUUACAAUACACUCGUACAUGGACUUUGCCAGCAAGGUUGUCUUGUGGAAGCUCUUCGUCUAUUUGAUUCGCUUGAGAGAAUUGGUUUAGUCCCUUCUCAUGUCAGUUACGGAAUUUUGAUUGACAGUUUAUGCAAAGAGGGGUUGUUUCUUGACGCUGAGAAGUUUUUGGACACGAUGGUGUAUAAGGGACUUGUACCAAACAUUCUCAUUUACAAUUCCAUGAUUGACGGGUACUGCAAACUCGGGAGAACAGAGGAGGCCAUGAACGUUUUAUCUCGUAAGAUGAUGGGAAGGGUAACACCAGAUGCAUUCACAGUUAGUUCUUUGAUCAAAGGUUACAGUAAAAAAGGUGACAUGGAAGAAGCUCUCAGAGUGUUUGCUGAGUUCAAAGGUAAAAACAUCUCAGCCGAUUUCUUGGGGUUUCUGUAUCUGAUCAAAGGCUUAUGCACGAAAGGGAGAAUGGAAGAAGCGAGGAGCGUCCUGAGAGAAAUGCUUGUUUCAGAACCUUUUGUUGAGCUGAUUAACAGAGUUGAUGCAGAACUAGUUGAAUCUGAAUCAGUCAGAGGCUUCCUCGUGGAGCUGUGUGAGCAAGGAAGGGUCCCUCAGGCUGUUAAAAUCCUAGAUGAGAUAAGUUCAACGUUCUAUCUGUCUUCUGGUAAAAAAAACUCGGGUUCUUAUCAAAGGUUGCAGCUAUUGAAUGGUGUUGGUGAAAAAAAGGUGGAGGGAGAAGGCUGUGUUGAUGAUUUUCACAGCCUUCACUCAACCGUUAGCUCACUCUGCUCCAGUGGGAAGCUGAAGCAAGCUAAUGAGUUUGUUAUGUCUGUGCUCUCAUGUAUGCCUAAAUAGGCCAAAUCGAAACUCAUCUGAGCAGCUGGUUGGAUUACCUACAGUCUGUUAACAUCUUUUCUGUAAGAUAAGACUGGAACCUCUAGAGAGAAUUAUAUAUGCAUCAUCAGAGAGGCACAACAAUAGGAGCUUGAGGAACUCUAGGCUGUAGUGGAACACAGUCCCAGUCUUUACCUGCUCGAACCACAGAGAAAUGCUUUGGAAUCCAUGAUUGUCCAGAAGCCUCUCUUUGCCUCCGAGACUCUCUCUGCUUCUCCUCCACAUCUCUCUUGCCUUCUCUUGCUUUCUCCCACUCUUUAUUCAUAAUUCCUUCGCUAACCUCGCUCCACACCAUCGCCGACUCGCUCUCACUCACCUCCUGCAGGUUCUUGACAACGGGUGUUCUGAGCUCUGCAAUGUGUUCACUGGCGUGGUAUAUAAUCUCAAGCUCUCCAGUCUUCAGAUUUUUUGCAGUAACGGUUCUGUAAACAUCAUGUUACACACUUAAAUGUUUUGCAACUGCAAUAAGAUUUUUAAAGAUGGGAGGUUUUGUUUU